This is a messenger RNA of Clonostachys rhizophaga, 1365 nucleotides long. The record is from the annotation of a GenBank genome assembly. Lineage: Eukaryota; Fungi; Ascomycota; Sordariomycetes; Hypocreales; Bionectriaceae.
AUGGCCACUUCAAGCUUUCCUCUCCGUGGAGAUCUGCUUUCCAAUGCCGCAAGACUCAAGACUGCUCGAACUGCACGCCUUGCCAGUUGGGAUCACAGUGGCAAGAACGAGGAUGCCUGGGUUAUCCAGCCCGGCGAGAGCGCUAUCCUCGCCGACAUCGAGGGUCCAGGCACCAUCACACACUUGUGGUUCGUCCAAACGUGCCGCCGCAUAGUCGGACCUGGACUGAUCCCUUACUCCAAAUCGGGUGUGGCCAUGAUGGAGGUUCACAAUGCCCUUGGACUUAGUUUCGAGGUUAGCGAUCCCGAUUACUAUCGAAACGUCAUCAUCAAGAUGUACUGGGAUGACUCGGAGACCCCAAACGUCAUUGCGCCCAUCGGAGACUUCUUCUGUUUGGGACACUCCAUGGCCGCCAACUUCCAGUCUCUGCCCUUCACUGUCUCUGUGAAGCCGUCGGAGGAAAAGAAGUUUGGAGGCGCCGCUGCCUUCAACUGCUAUCUUCCAUGCCAUUCAACAAGCGAGCUCGGCCAGGAGGCCUACUUCCAAUACUUCUACAUUGACUAUGAGCUCCAUCCAGAGCCACUGAGCAAGGAUACCUUGUACUUCCAUGCCCAUUGGCGACGAGAGAACCCAACCAACGGCUGGGCGCCACAGGACCUUCAGACAAAUAGUUUGGAAACGCAGGUACCCAAUCUCGAUGGAAAAGAUAACUACGUUAUUCUCGAAACAGAAGGGGCCGGCCAGUACAUUGGCUGCAAUCAUAGUGUGGCACACUUCCAGGGCACCUGGUGGGGAGAGGGCGAUGAUAUGAUUUUCAUCGACGAUGACACUUGGCCUCCUUCCAUGCAUGGCACAGGUGGCGAGGACUACUUCGGUCAGGGAUGGGGCAUGCAGAAGAAUGCGUACCCAUUCUGCGGGAGCAUCAUUCACGAGGAGGACGCCCCAAACCAUCAAGUCUCUUACCACUGGCAUCUAGUCGACCCCGUCCGGUUCAGCAAGAAGAUCAAGGUCACGCUGGAGACGGGCCACGCCAAUCACCUCCGCGACGACUGGUCGACGACGGCGUACUGGUACCCGAUGCUCCCAGGCCCAAAGCUGGAUAUUUUACCUGCCGAGAAGCGAGUCGCAUGCAAGCCCGAGAUCCCUGCUGGCGAUCACCCAUCACCACCUAAGAUUGAGGCCCUUGACCCGCUACGCAAGUCUCUGGUAGAGCAGCGUCAGGACCGCCUCGAGGCCUUUGUCAAGGAUCGCGAGGAGUGGCUUGAUCGGAGAGCUCGCGAUUCUCGGCAGCGGUCGAAGAAAAACAUCGAGGAUGCAAAGGCGCUUCGGCAGCGCUGGCUCCAGGGUCUCUCAAAGGAUCAAUAA